Molecule: messenger RNA, 2115 nt
Organism: Malania oleifera
Lineage: Eukaryota; Viridiplantae; Streptophyta; Magnoliopsida; Santalales; Ximeniaceae
Exons: 3
Coding region: 499-1800 (433 amino acids)
Biological process (GO): mRNA splicing, via spliceosome
Cellular component (GO): U2-type spliceosomal complex
Molecular function (GO): RNA binding
Source: RefSeq, a predicted model, not a curated record
ACCAUAAUAUUUUUUAAGUGGAUAGCUUAUUAUUACAUCCCAAAAUUUCAAUCCUAAUUUUUGAAAUAAUAAAAAAAAAAUCCCUAAACACGAUACAUGUGCUUUCGCAGCUUAAGCUUUCCCUGUAAUCUCCACCGCUCCGGUUUCUCUCAUCACCCCGCACCGUCGUUAGCCGACGCUUUCGAUUCCCAACCGCCGUCGCCAUUUCCUCUUGCUUCUGUUUAUGUUUUUCCGUGUUAGCUUGCGAUUCAACGCGCAGAGGAAGCCACCUGAGCUGAUUAGGGGCAGCUACUUCUCUUCUCAAGCACCUUUGUUCGUUCCUGCUCUCCUUCUCUCAACCCAGAGUGUAAAAUCAGCUAAACGUCAAGAUGCCUUUGAUUGAACUUUAUUUUUAUGGAAGGAUCUGAAAGACAGAAAGAACUGUGAACUUACUCUUUGAGAUUCCGUAGGAAUUCCUGCAGUAUUCUUUUUUUGAAGCUCGUUGUUAACUUGUUAACCAUGUCUGUAACGGCGGGUGUUAGUGAUGCUGUAAUUGCAAUUAGGGAAAAGCUAAGGGGUAAAAUUGGGCAAACUAAAGUCAAAAGGUACUGGCCUGGAAAAGCACCUGAGUGGGCAGAUGAUGCUGAUGAAGAUGGUGAUAUUAGGACAGCUCAGGCAGUUGCCUUGGAGAAAGCUUUUCCUAGACAUGAAGAUUCAGAUGUGGUCCAAAAAGAUGAUCCUAGGUUGCGCCGUUUGGCUGAGAGUAGGAUAGAUGACCGUGAAGAAGUAAGAGCAGAUCACCGGCGCAUCCGACAAGCUGAGAUUGUUUUGACAAUAGAAGAGGAAAACAGAAGGCAGGAAGGGCUAGAUUUUGAGGAACAGGAUGAAGAUGCUUUGGAGGAAAGAAGAAGAAGAAUCAGGGAGAAAUUGCUCCAGAGACAACUAGAGGAAGCUGCACUCCUUCCGGAAGAAGAAGAGGAGGAGCCAGAGGAAGAAGAGGAAUCGGAAUCUGAGUAUGAAUCUGAUUCUGAAGAAGAACAAACAGGUAUAGCAAUGGUUAAACCUGUUUUUGUUCCCAAGUCAGAGCGAGACACCAUAGCGGAGCGUGAACGGCUUGAAGCAGAAGAACAGGCCCUUGAGGAAUUGAUGAAGAGGAGAGUGGAAGAGAGAAAAUUUGAGACAAAACAAAUAGUGGUUGAAGAAAUUCGGAAAGACGAAGAAAUUCAGAAGAAUUUGGAAGUGGAUGCAAAUGCAGCUGAUGUGGAUACUGAUGACGAAGUUAAUGAGGCAGAGGAGUAUGAAGCUUGGAAGGCCAGAGAGAUUGCAAGAAUCAAGAGGGACAGGGAGGACCGAGAGGCAAUGUUGAAGGAGAAGGAAGAGAUUGAGAAGGUUAGGAAUAUGACAGAGGAAGAGAGGAGAGAGUGGGAAAGGAAGAAUCCAAAAUCAGCUCCCCCACCAAAGCAGAAAUGGAGGUUCAUGCAGAAAUAUUACCACAAAGGUGCUUUCUUCCAGUCAGAUCCCGAUGAUUAUGCUGCAAGUGCUGGAAAAGAUGGUAUUUAUACUCGUGAUUUCUCUGCCCCUACUGGAGAAGAUAAGAUGGACAAGACCAUAUUGCCUAAGGUUAUGCAGGUCAAGCACUUCGGUCGUAGUGGAAGGACAAAAUGGACUCAUCUUGUCAAUGAGGAUACUACAGAUUGGAACAACCCGUGGACGUAUAACGAUCCUCAACGAGCAAAGUACAAUGCGAAAAUGGCCGCAAUGGAUGCGCCUAUAGCAAAGCCCAAAGGGAGCAAGAAACUGAAGGAUUGGGAGUCUCACUGAAUUUCAGUUCCAUCAAGAAUUGAAGGAAGAAGCUUGUUUCUUGUCGUAAUUGCUCGUUUUUGGCCCUUACCAUGUUGCUUCCCAUCUCAUUUCUCAUUUCGUAAGAGUGCGGUAACUCAAAUAACGGCUCAGAUAUUGAUCCUUUUGGAUCUGUAAAGGCUGGCGAACUGGCGUUGUGCAAUUAUGGCACUAUGGAAAUUAUUUCUUACAUUUAGUUUAGUUGUUUGUCUUGCUGACGAAAAAGAUAUUUAAUCAGUUGGAUUGAAAGAAAUGUUGCUGGCUCAAGGCUAGUCGGCCUUGGCCUGCUUGUACGAA